Spirometra erinaceieuropaei is the source of this 1004-nucleotide messenger RNA. The record is from the annotation of a GenBank genome assembly. NCBI's taxonomy places the organism in Eukaryota, Metazoa, Platyhelminthes, Cestoda, Diphyllobothriidea, Diphyllobothriidae.
AUGGCAGUAUUCAUAACCUCUUCGUUCUUUGUACUUUUGGUAUUGGCUGACUAUGUUGUUCACCCUGAGUCAGAAUUCUUAUUCGCACAAGUUCCUCCGAUUUUCAUUGAACGAGGGUGGAGGAAGAUAACAAAAGAAGAAGAAGAAGAAGAAGAAGAGGGGGAAGAAGAAGAAGAAAAAGAAGAAGAAGAAGAAGAGGAGGAUGAGGAUGAGGAUGAGGAGGAGGAGGAGGAGGAGGAGGAGGAGGAGGAGAAGCAAACGACGACGACCCGCACCGGAUUUCUGUGCGUGAGAAGGCUCGAAAGCGGUCCAAACGAGAAGUUAUUCAGUAGGAGAGAAGGAGACAUGAUCGCUUCCUCCGUCUCCUUCCCCGUGACUACUUCCUGUAACUCGCCUCUUCACUUCUAUUAGCAAGUUAUUUGGCAGUCGCUAGUACAACAGAGAUCUCCGGGCGUGACGGCAAGCUGUAAUUCGUCUGUUGCAAGGAUUGUGGCCCCAGUGACCUUCAACAGGUCAGGUCGAAUGUGGAUGGGCGUAGACGCCGCAGUUGCAUGAAACACUCGUCUGGGUCGCACCACACGCUCGCUGGUUCCUCUCCCCACACUUCUCCGCAUUGGUGAGUUUUUCUCGGCAGGCAUCCCGAAAGAAGGGAGUAGGUCAACGACCUGGCGAUCGAGACAACCGAGCCGCUUCUACAAAGCAAAUAUGAUGAAGCGGAGAAUCGUCUUGGACACACCCAAGUCCUUCAGCUCCUGAAGUUCUGUCUCAGGACGUACUUCACGUUCGACGGGACAAUCUACGAACAGGUGAAGGGCGCAUCAAUGGGUUCGCCGAUUUCGGGCUUCAUCGCCGAGGCGGUCCUGCAACGGCUAGAGUCGCUGGUCUUCCAGCAACACAAACCGAAGUUCUGGGUCCGGCAUGUGAAUGAUACCUUCAUCGUUAUCGACCGGAAUCAACUGAUGACAUUCAAGGAAUAUCUCAAUGCGGGCUUCCCGGACAUAUAA